Molecule: messenger RNA, 513 nt
Organism: Recurvomyces mirabilis
Lineage: Eukaryota; Fungi; Ascomycota; Dothideomycetes; Mycosphaerellales; Teratosphaeriaceae
Exons: 3
Coding region: 1-513 (170 amino acids)
Source: RefSeq, a predicted model, not a curated record
AUGGCACAACCAAACGGCGCACACACGAACGGUGCCAACGACACACACGUCUCAGCCGCCGCUCUCACCACCGCUGCACCUGUAGCGGGUGGUUUACAGGCCUCCAUGGCGCCAACGGCGUCCACCAUUUCCGCGAUGCCGCACACAAACGGCACUACCAUCGCCUCGUCCGCCGCAUCCACCAACGGCACAAGCAUCCCACCCGCUGCUUCAUUCCCGACAGCAUCGUCCGCGCCAUCAGUUGACACACAAACCGGCAUGGCACCAUCCUUGGGCUCGUCGCCUGAGAACGCACCACCGCCACCACCGGUCAACAGCCCGGCAACAGUGGCGCCAAACGCCGUCGACUCGAUCACCACUCGCCUCGACACACUUCUUUCCGGUCCUGCUCCCGCUCCUCGUAUCAGCGUCUCGAGUUCGCCAACCUCAAACGCUUUGGUGGGCAUCGGGGAGCUGACAUUCGGUCGUGCGGAGUUUGCGGCGGCGAUGCAGAAGGCGGUCGAGGAUGCCUAG